Caenorhabditis auriculariae is the source of this 3526-nucleotide messenger RNA. The record is from the annotation of a GenBank genome assembly. Lineage: Eukaryota; Metazoa; Nematoda; Chromadorea; Rhabditida; Rhabditidae.
AUGGAAUCUCACUUAAAAGAAGAGGAAAUGGAUGGCUUCGACCAAAACGAAAGUCAUGACUUUAACGAUUUUGAGAAUAAAAUCGAAAACGAAGACGAUGAAGAGACUGAAGAUUACGAAGAAGAUAUGAAAGAAGUUGUAGAAGACGUUCCACUCGUGCAUCUAGCAAAAAAGAGGUUAAUUUUUUUUAUUUGUACUCUUCCAGAAGAAAAAAAUUACUCUUUUGUAACUUUUUGCAUCAAUUUAUGUUUUUAAAAAUAUCUCAAUCAAUUCCAGUGAAAAAAAUACUGCCAGAAACUUUGAUUCCUUCUCUUUUUUUAGCAUAAAUUGAAGAGUAGUUGAGAACUUUUCGAGAUGAUUACAAAUUUGAAAAACUUUGAUCAAAUGGCAAAUAAUGUACGUUAACUUUAUUUUUCAGUGCUCGGUUUAUGGAAAAACGUUGCUUCCGUCCUGGGAACUGACAUUUUGCAAUACUCUCCUCCGGAAAAACACUGAAGGUGUCGAGUCAACAUCGAAAAUUCAAGUUUCUGAAACUUGUGAGUGUCUUUUUUUUAAUUUUCCAUCAGUUAUAGUUUUCGAAGUUUUAAAAAAAGUUUAUUCAAGUUUAGAGAUAUUUCUGAGUGAAAUUAUAAAAAAAUAUAUAUAUAUAUAUAUAUAUAAUUUGGUCUUGAUCAACUUACAGUUAUCUAUUACUCUAUUAAUUUGAUUUUUUUUUUGAAUUCUUCAUCAAAAUCGAUAAGACUAUCAACACUUCAGUUUUUCUAAUUUUCAGCAACCCUCGCCUCUGCUUUCAAUUACGGAAAGAAAAAGAACAUGUUGGAGCCUGUGGAUACAUCAACAACGAAGCUUAAAGACUUGAUGAAAAAACGUCGUGCGAUGUUCGUUUUCUUGUCCAAUUCUUCUUGAAGUUUUAUAUUAAGAGAAAUUUCCUUUCAGUGAAUCGCCAGAGCCGACCCCUCAACCUGAACCAGAAACCAGUGAAAUCAAAAAAGAGAUCAUCACACUUGAAGAGGUAUGAAGAGUUUCGAUUUAUUCUUGUCAAAUUUCAACUUUCAAGAAUUAUUCAAGCGGUUCAGGAAUCGGACCAAGACGAAGGUCCUCCGGAAACUGACGAACGAGGAGUUCCUUUAGAUCCAGCACUGCAAUAUCCAGUGGUCAGUAUUUUUAAAACUAUUUUUUGAGUUGCAAUAUUUCGUUUGAUUUUGGAAAAAUAGAAAAAUGCAUAUUUUUAUGUAAUUUUUGAAAUUUUCAGUACAAUCCACUCCAAGCUGCCAUGCGCCGAGUGGGAAUCAAGAAAAAAUACGGCAGAAAGUGGGAAGAAAAAGACACCGAACUGUUUUACAGUGAGCUGCUUUCAGUCAAAAUUUAAAAAUGUUAUUUAAGUCUGGUGGUAUUUUUCCAAUUUUUUUAGGCUACGGUGGAAAAAUUUAUUUGAAUUUCCGAAUAUUAUGAUUUCAUGGAACAAAAAAUUUCUCAUUCUGUUUUGAUUCGGGAAAUGAAAAAAACCUCGCUAUUUUAUUGUUAUUGUGCUAUUUUAUUGUGGUAGCCAAAGGACAAUCCAUUGUAUUUUUGAUGGAAAAGGAACUGGCCAUUGAAAAAAUAAGCCCUGUGUAUAGUAACUUCGAAGUUUUCAUUUUUUCCAAAGGUUAUGAACUCGAUUUGUUCGAGGAUAACGGUUAUUUGAACAGGAAAUAUUUUUCAAAGUUUUCACAAAAAAAUAGACCCCUUCUAGUAUGCUUAUUCGAUUCUUAUUUCAUUAUGAGCAUAUGUUGCAGAGUUGAUUCAAGUGACCGGAGUCGAUUUUAAUUUGAUGCAUCAGUUCAUGCCGUCUAGGUCAGUGGAUGAGCACCGAUCAAAAUACAGACGAGAGUACAGGCUGAAUUACGAGCGAAUGAGCCAGGUUUUUUUCCUGAUUGUUUUAUUUUUUUUUUAUCUUCGAUAAUUUUUCAGACUCUGAAUUCUCCUGCCAUUAUGAAUGAUGAAACUCUGGAAGAAAUCAAGAAAAAAGAUGCAGAACAGCAAGAAGUCCGCCGCGAGGUAUUUUUUCAAUUUCCGGAUUUUUUCACGUUUCUGAAGUCAAUUUCAAGCCAAAAACUGUGUUUUCAGAAUCCCACCAUGCAGCCGUGGCAAGUGAGACUAGUGGUGAGUUUAUAUUGUUUUCCCUCAAAAACUUUCCUUCGCUUAAAAAACGUCGAAAUAGCUUUUCUUAGAUAGAAAACUUGCAGUCAAACAAAUUUUUUUUCACAAAAAAAUCGUUUAAAGUAAAGACAUCUUAACCAUUCAUAACUCUUUAAUUUUCAUGAAGAGGCGUCUUGAAAUUAAUAAACACUGUGAACUUGAUCAUUGUGUAAUGAUUUUAUUCAAAUUUGAAACUGUAGGUUUUAAACGAUAAAAAUAUUAUAACAACAAUGGAUCAGUAGAGACUUGAAAAUAUAAAAAAAUGUUUUUCAUAAUUAGAAGACAACAAAGGAUAAUUUCAGAAAAAGCGAGAAGCGAAUAAGAAGAAAAGAUUGGAAGCAAAACUCGAAAGAAACGCGGCGUGAGUUUUUUUUUGAUUAUUUGGUUUUAUUAAAAGCUUAUUGAGCAAAUUUUAGAAAUAAAUCAUUAAAACGGAUUUUGAAAAAGUUUCAAAGCGCAAAAUUAAUUUAUUUCUUCCGUUAUAAUCAACUGUUUUUUUGGUUUAAAAAGGCGAAUUGAGUUGAAAAAGCAAAGGCAAAGUGUUGAGCCGCGGCUUUUUGGCGGAAAAAUCGAGGUCAUAAUCAACCUUAAAAAUAAGAGAAUAAAAAAAGGUUUUCUGUAGAAAAAAAGAGGUAUUUUAUAUUUUUAUUCUAUCCAACCAAAUACUCGAUUUCCCUGCCGAAAAAUUGCCUCGCAAACGCAACGCUCCACUCUUGCCAGUCAACCCAUUCCGCCUUUCGAUUCGGCAAUAACUGACUUCAGCUUAAAGCAAUUUGACCUUAAAAUUUUGAUUUCAGCAAAACCGAAGCUAGUUUACAAAAGAAGCUGGAGAAAAAGAAAGAACGUCUCGAGAAACAAAGACAACGUGCCAAAGUCAAAGCCGAAAUAAUGGCCAAGAAUUUGGAGAAAGAAAUGAAAACUGCCCAGAAAAAAGCGGCAGAACUCUUCGUCACUGAGGUUAGCUCCGAGCCUAGAAGGAGGAGCGCGAGGAUAGAGAAAAUUGCAGAAAAUACUGCAAUCGAUUAUGAGGCGGGUUUUUUUUUCAAUUUGAGAAUAGUGGAAAAAUCAAAAACGUUUAAGAGUUUUUAAUUCACAAACUGAAGAUUUUUGGCAAUUGAGAUAAAAUGCUGAGCUUUUCAUGAGUAACUGUUUUUAGGAAGUCCAGAGAGGCAAAAUUUAGGUAAGCUAAGGCUUUUUUUUAAAGGUUUUUCUUAGCCUCUAAGGAUCAAAUAUACCUUAGAAAGUCUUCAAAUUUCGAUUAAGAGUCAAAAAAAUAGAACUCCAUAUUUGUUCGCUAAAAAAAUUCAAGCCAUGAACAAAGAAUUUUUUUCAGGAUUGCGACGUUUGA